GCUUUCUCCUCACUGCUGCCCCGCUGCUCCCAGGACUCAGCACGCUCCGCCCCGCAGAUAAAGACAUGGCAGAUAAAGGAGCAGUGAGCGAGGUGCACCGGGACGAGGCAAGAAAAGGCAAGCAGGCAGAGAACAAAGGCCACUGUGGGACAUGUCAGCACCGCGCAACCAAGGGACAUGGCACAAUGGCCGUCCCUCCUGCAUACGCUGACUUGGGGAAAUCUGCCAAAGACAUCUUCAACAAGGGCUUUGGAUAUGGAGUUCUCAAGCUGGACGUUAAGACCAAGUCCCAGAGUGGUGUUGAGUUUGCCACCUCCGGCUCCAACAACACCGAGACGGGGAAGUCGGGAGGCCACCUGGAGACCAAGUACAAAGUGAAAGAGCUGGGCCUCAACUUCAACCAGAAAUGGAACACAGACAACACCCUCACCUCGGAAAUCACAAUGGAGGACCAGCUGGCUAAGGGCCUGAAGCUCGGUCUGGACGCGUCAUUUGUGCCGAACACCGGCAAGAAGAGUGCCAAGCUGAAGUCCGGCUACAAGCGUGAGUUUGUAAACGUUGGCUGUGACCUGGACUACGACAUGGCCGGUCCCACCGUCCACGCAGCCGCCGUGCUGGGCUACGAGGGCUGGCUGGCGGGCUACCAGUUGUCUUUUGACAUGGCCAAAUCCAAACUGACCCAGAACAACUUCUCCCUCGGUUAUAAGGCCGGUGACUUCCAGAUUCACACCAACGCAAAUGACGGCACAGAGUUCGCUGGCUCCUUUUACCAAAAGGUGAACUGUAACUUGGAGACGGCGGCCCACCUGGCCUGGACGGCAGGCAGCAACAACACACGCUUUGGAAUUGGAGCCAAGUACCAGCUGGAUAAGAACUCCUCCCUGUCUGCCAAAGUCAACAACGCCUGCCUCGUUGGAGUUGGAUACACACAGAACCUCAGGCCAGGGGUGAAGCUAACCCUCUCGGGUCUGAUCGAUGCGAAGUACCUGAACGGAGGCGGACACAAGGUCGGCUUUGGUUUCGAGCUGGAGGCGUAGAGAGGGUCGGCGGGCGGACGGACGGACGAGAAGCGAGAAGGGAAGCAACACAGGAGAAGAAUGAAGAGCGCAAAUGUGAAAACGCAGCAAAGGUCCACUCAGCGACCAUGUCAACACACCGCUCUAAACACACACAUAUGCACACACAUACACACAUUCGACGGCCUUAUGAAAACCCCAAGCCAGCCUCCAAGACCUCCAGUGCUGUAGUUUUAAAAGAAUCAAGCAUUAUUUUUGUGAUAGUUACUUUUAAAUUUGACAUCAUUAACAGCUCCCACAACCAACCCUUAAACAUAUAUAACCAGAACAUGCAAAACCCCUUUUCUCCAAAUAAUGUGCUGCUUAUGACAAAGUGCACUUUUAAAAGAGCAUUUGUGUCCUCAAAACAUAUCUGUUUUUCAUUCAGAUUUACCCCGGGUUUUAGACAUCAUACGAUUAUUAAUUAAUACAUUGUGUUUUUGUUGCAUGCUUUCGAGGCUAGAGAGACUUUCUUUUUUCGACUUUUCAUUCUUGCAUAACAGAUGCAAUAAAAGCUGGGGAGAAUCAAGCAGAAAAGACAAAGAGCGGCGGAUCCUUCUCGGGUUAAGAGACUUUGAUUCCACCGUUUGACCUCAGUAACUCAGUUUUAAACUUUGGACCUUCAGUUGCCUAAAUGUCUAUUUUUCAGGUCCUUUUUUUGGUGAAAUGGCCGACGGCAAUUUGAGACUCCGUGUCACCUCUUCGUCUUGUCUCAUUUUGUGUCCUGUUCCUCUUCAACCUUUACUGCUACAUUUCACUGUAUCUGUGCUGUGCUGUGUUUGUAUAGGAGAGUUAGUCAACAAUUAGGACCUCAAACUGCUUUUAUUGAAUUAAUGAAUAAAGAAUGUUAAACUAUA
Anoplopoma fimbria (sablefish) is the source of this 1912-nucleotide messenger RNA. RefSeq names its product voltage-dependent anion channel 3 (gene vdac3). Gene Ontology annotation, molecular function: voltage-gated monoatomic anion channel activity. Bases 66 to 1037 code for a protein of 323 amino acids. The transcript has 10 exons. NCBI's taxonomy places the organism in Eukaryota, Metazoa, Chordata, Actinopteri, Perciformes, Anoplopomatidae. The record is from RefSeq and is a predicted model, not a curated record. Gene Ontology annotation, cellular component: mitochondrial outer membrane. Gene Ontology annotation, biological process: monoatomic anion transmembrane transport.